Molecule: messenger RNA, 1137 nt
Organism: Symsagittifera roscoffensis
Lineage: Eukaryota; Metazoa; Xenacoelomorpha; Acoela; Convolutidae
Exons: 5
Coding region: 1-1137 (378 amino acids)
Cellular component (GO): cytoplasm
Source: RefSeq, a predicted model, not a curated record
AUGUCAUCGCUAAUUGAAACGAUAUCGUUAGGAAAGGAAAAGUUCGUUGUAUCCAGACAGGGAUUUGGUUGCAUGGGGUUUGAUGCAUUCUUCUUCACUGCUCAAAAGACAUCGGAAGCAGAUGCCAUCAAAGUUGUCCGUAAAGCUUUCAGUCUCGGAAUCACACAUUUCGACACAGCGCAGUUUUACGGAAAUAAGGGCGAAAAUGAAACCAUGCUUUGCAAAGCUUUUGCUGAAGUUCCUCGAAGUAAUGUGCAAAUAGUAACCAAAGGUGGUCUUGGGAAAGCCUUCAAACCAGACGGAAACCCUAAGAGAGUGAGGGAUUCCAUUGAGCAAAGUUUGAAGCGCCUGGACACUGAUUACCUUGAUCUGUUUAAUCUAGCCAGAAUUGAUACCUCAGUUCCUAUUGAAGAAACAGUUGGCGAGCUGAAAUUGAUGGUCCAAGAAGGUAAGAUUCGUCACAUUGGACUGAGCGAGGCGUCUGCAAAGACAAUUGAGCGAGCAAAUAGUGUCCAUCCCAUUGCCGCAGUACAGCUUGAGUGGUCUCUUUUUGCGAGGGAAUUUGAGAAGGAAGUAAUUCCAACUUGUCGAAAACUAGGAGUUGGCAUCGUUGCUUACUCUCCGCUGGGAAAAGGAAUAUUGGCAGGUGCAUUUAAAAAAUGGGCUGAAAUUCCGAAGCAAGACAUUCGUAGUUUUAUGGUUCCAAGGCUGGGCGAGAAACAUUUUGAUGAAAAUAUAGCAAAAGUCGACCAGCUAGUGCCGAUUGCUAAAGAAAAAGGUUGCUCAAUGGGUCAACUGGCGUUAGCUUGGGUGCAUCACCAAGGCCUGGAUGUGUGCCCUAUUCCUGGAACCACAUCUGAAAAACAUUUGUUAGAAAACAUUGCUGCGCUUGCAGUCGAAUUAACUCCAGCAGAAGUGGAAAAACUGAGCUCCUUGUUCCCUGUGGCUAGGUGGUCAGCACUCAUCGGGGGACUAAUCUAUGGCUACCAUCACAACAAAAUUCUCUUUGCGCGUGAGUCAUACUGGAGAGAGCAUGGACAUCUGGGUGAAUUCCCUCUGCUGGGCAAAGUGGAUGUGGAACUAGAGAAGAGAUCAAAACACACGAUGAUGAGGGGCAGCAAAGACGCACAUCACUAG